AUGAAGGCCUCUUCGCUCCUCGCUGUUGUCGUCUCUCUUCUCGCAUCUGGUGCCGCGGCCGUCAACUACUACUCGGACAUGACCACCGGGAAGUUCACCAUCUCCUACGACGGCAGCCAUGUGCGCGUGUGCAACGACAAAGCCUUCACGUUUGCCGACGCGCACAGGAACCCGGCCAACGCGCAGUGCGAUCACAACGGUCCGUGCCAAUGGGUGUCGAACUGCGCCUCCAACUGCGUCUUCACUUCUCCGAUCACCAACAUCAACGGCAGGUACUGCUACUCGGCGCCCCUGGCCCCUGCCACGUUUGGCAUCGGCGUCUCCAACGACCCCAGCCUGUCGGCCAUUUUCGCGCUGAGCGGGAUCAACCAGGGUUUCGGCGUCCUGGCCAAUGGACAGUACGCUCAGUUCGGUGCCUUCCACCCCGAGUGA
Pseudozyma flocculosa PF-1 is the source of this 432-nucleotide messenger RNA. RefSeq lists its product as uncharacterized. The record is from RefSeq and is a predicted model, not a curated record. Bases 1 to 432 code for a protein of 143 amino acids. The transcript has 2 exons. NCBI's taxonomy places the organism in Eukaryota, Fungi, Basidiomycota, Ustilaginomycetes, Ustilaginales, Ustilaginaceae.